AUGAGGCGAAAGGCGCCGGGGGUCCGGGACACCGACGGGGACCGGGACGGAGCCUGCGGCGUGUGGCUGGACACCGCCCUCCUCAAGAGGACGCCCGGACAGGCCGUCCUGUCCAGCGUUGCUGUCACCAGGCGGGUCACCAGGCCGGCGACCGUAGGCCUUCGGAGCGAGGUGCCAGCCCGCAGCCCGCAGGCCAGGGUGCCCACGUCUGCAGGCACCAGGCAGACCGACAUCGCUUCAUUUUUCCGCCUCAAACCCACAGGCCAAACCGUUACUGGAGGGAGCGUGAGAGCAAGACACGGCGCGGAGGGGAAGAAGCCCACUGCUCAGAGUCCUCGCCCUCGCUCGCCAAGCCCCAGGGAGCAGUGGGCACUUCUGCCAGGGGUCCAGGCUGCUGUCUGCUCCCCCUCCCUCCCACAGGAGCCCAAGGUCUCUCCUGCCCCGCUCCAGCCCCCUCCACGCUGCUUCGGGCCUGUGGCUGCCCUUGUCCCUCCCAGGGAGGAGGAGGAGGAGGAGGAGAACUCGCUCGCAGGUGCUUUCACCUGGGAUUCGGAGGGCUGUUGGGUCCUGGCCCCCGGGUGGGCAGAGGCAGGAGGCAGUCCGGACCGCCGGCCCCCCGGCCCCUCCGUCGCCGGGUGCAGCCAGCUGUUCACCGAGGACUCCCAGGGCUGCAGGGUCAUCGCUCACCGCCGGCCUCUUCGCGAGACCACCAACCUGCAGGCGGGCGGCAGCAGCCCCGGCCCGCUUCCCGCCCCCCGGCCCCCGCCGCUCGGGUCCCAGGCCGCGCUCCUCUUCUCCCAGGACUCGCAGGGGAACAGGGUGAUCAAGCACAGGCUGGGCUGGGCCCCUGACUUUCUCUAAUGUAAAUAAAGGUGGGCAGCUGC
Tachyglossus aculeatus (Australian echidna) is the source of this 884-nucleotide messenger RNA. RefSeq names its product aurora kinase A and ninein interacting protein (gene AUNIP). Bases 1 to 861 code for a protein of 286 amino acids. Gene Ontology annotation, biological process: spindle organization. The record is from RefSeq and is a predicted model, not a curated record. The transcript has 3 exons. Gene Ontology annotation, cellular component: spindle pole; centrosome. NCBI's taxonomy places the organism in Eukaryota, Metazoa, Chordata, Mammalia, Monotremata, Tachyglossidae.